AUGAACUUUAAUGCCCCAUACAAACCUCCCCGGAGAACGCAAGGAAAAUCUGUUGUUAAGAAAGUUCCUACUCGGCGUAACACGAUGCUUCGUCCCCUGGGGUCUUUCCGUUGUCUGGCGAAGCAAGUUGAAGAUUUUAGCGAGCCUGACGCGUUAUUCGUUGCUGAAGAAACUGAUGAUUACAACACAAUAAGUGUGGACCUUGAAGCUUCAACAACGUCCACGCUUUUGCCUGCUACAAAUCAACAAUCUCAUGUCGUCCCACCGACUCACAAGCAUCAGCGAGAUUACGAGCAACACUCAGUUCAAUGGAGAAGGCGUACCACAAAGAAGAAUAAAACGUGGGAAGGCGAUGGUAUCUUGAUAAUAAACUACGUUCCCGAAUGCAACCAGGCCAUCAUCACCCUCAAGAAUGCCGAUGGGCCGAUACUUGCACGUAAACGUUUACAAAACCUUCCAUUAGGUUGGAAAGAUGUUGAAAUUGUUUGUGGAAACUAUGAACUAGAAAUUGAGCAAUGCGAUAGUGUGGAAGAGCCGGUAAAGCGGCGACGAGUGAUAAAAGCUCUUCAACCUCGGCUGGUUACCAAAAAUCCGCCACCGUCGAUCUCAAAGCCUAAAGCUGUCUUCACGCUUGACCCCACUCUCGAAUCUAAGCUACGUCCUCACCAACGGGAUGGAGUCAAGUUCAUGUUUGAGUGUAUUCUGGGACUCAAGGAUUUUGCUGGCAACGGCUGCAUUUUGGCUGAUGAAAUGGGGUUGGGUAAAACUCUUCAAGUAAUAGCCUUGGUCCACGGCUUGAUAAAAACGGCGCUUUCGACGUCUACCGCACCCAAAGUUGUCAUAGUGUGCCCUCUCACGCUCAUUUCAAAUUGGAUGGCCGAAUUUAAAAAGUGGGUCGGGCCAACAGUGCUGAUUUUAAGGAUAACCGAUCAAGAUCAAGAACAUCAAAUUCGUAAGUUCGGCGAGCUUCAAGUAUACCAAGUGAUGAUAGUUAAUUAUGAAAAAGUCGUCUCAAAUGCUCAAUUAUUUACGGACCUAGCCAACCUUGAUUUGAUCGUUUGUGAUGAAGGCCACCGUCUCAAACUGACUUCAUCAAAGACUUGGACGGCUUUGCUGAGGUUGCCGUGCAAAAAGAGAAUCAUUCUUCUGGGUACUCCGGUACAAAAUGAUCUCAAUGAAUUCUAUUCGUUAAUCGACUUCGUCAACCCGGGUAUUUUAGGCAAUCCUCGUGACUUCCAACGAGAUUUCGUAAUGCCAAUCAGCAAUUCUCGAGAGAUCAACAACUAUGCUCCAGAGGUAAAGCAAUUGGGGGAGUCUGCACUGGCUAAGUUGCUCGAAAUCACCUCGAAGUUUAUGCUUAGGCGAACUCUGCUGAUCAUGUCGUCGCACUUGCCACCACGAAUUGACACCAUAUUAUUUGUCCGACCGACCUCUCUUCAGGUCAAGAUUUAUGAAAAAAUUCUUGCAAACUCAAGAAGGUUCGAUCAAAUGGAUGCAUUAGCAACGAUCAAUCUUCUUCGUAAGUUAUGCAACUCCCCAAGGUUAUUAGCAAAUGACGAACUUUGGAAAUCCAUUUGUUCAGAUUUUGCUGAAAGUCUAAAGAUCACUCUGGGCAAAAUUAAUCUUUUGGUACCAAUGCUUCAAGAAAUUGUGUCUAUGAACGAAAAAAUUGUGAUUGUACUGAAUUUUACUCUGACGCUUGAUUUGAUUCAACUGGUGUUGGAGAAGUUAGAACUAGCCUUUAUAAGACUAGAUGGACAAACUCAUGCAAAGCACAGAAGCAAGUUGGUGCGAGAAUUCGAAACAAAUAGUCAGAUCUCUUGUUUUCUAUUAUCAAGUAAAGCUGGUGGUGUCGGGCUCAAUUUGGUUAGCGCUCUGCGUCUUAUUCUUUUCGACAAUGAUUGGAAUCCACUGGUUGACCUUCAACUGAUGGGCCGCAUUCACCGCGAAGGUCAAACUAAACCCUGCUAUAUAUACCGCCUCGUUACUACAGGUUGUAUCGAUGAAAAAAUUUUGCAACGUCAGUUGAUGAAAGGAAAUUUGUCAGCAGCUUUUGUUGAUCUGAUUAGCGGAACAGAUAACGCAUUCUUCAAAGAAGAUCUUUGUCAAUUGUUCGAGAUAGAUUUGAAUACAGACAGCAAUACGCAUGAUUUGAUUGCUUGUCGAUGCAAAUCCGACUUCAUGAAUGAGUCGCUAGACCUUGGUGUGGCAGGUUCUAUACCAAUUGAUGAUUCCAUUGUCAGCGCAAAUUCAGUACUCGAAUCAAUGAAAACUGCCAAGAAGGAACUGUUCAAAGUCAUAGCUCGUGCUCUCAAUGAGUACACUCACAUCAGCACUAAUACUCAAGACGUACAUUCCAUCAAAGACACCGCAUUGAAAAAGAUUUUAACGCACGAGAGUUUUGAUGCGCCCGUGUCAUUCAUUUUAACGAAAUCGUCAUGA
This is a messenger RNA of Diutina rugosa, 2442 nucleotides long. It is a transcript of the gene RDH54, whose product is annotated as DNA-dependent ATPase. Gene Ontology annotation, biological process: reciprocal meiotic recombination; double-strand break repair via homologous recombination. The record is from RefSeq and is a predicted model, not a curated record. Gene Ontology annotation, cellular component: nucleus. Bases 1 to 2442 code for a protein of 813 amino acids. Lineage: Eukaryota; Fungi; Ascomycota; Pichiomycetes; Serinales; Debaryomycetaceae. The transcript has a single exon. Gene Ontology annotation, molecular function: DNA translocase activity; ATP binding; ATP-dependent chromatin remodeler activity.